Molecule: messenger RNA, 1557 nt
Organism: Triticum dicoccoides
Lineage: Eukaryota; Viridiplantae; Streptophyta; Magnoliopsida; Poales; Poaceae
Product: protein Rf1, mitochondrial-like
Exons: 3
Coding region: 1-1557 (518 amino acids)
Molecular function (GO): protein binding
Source: RefSeq, a predicted model, not a curated record
AUGAGCAUUGACGCCGAUCGCGCGGCUGCCGAGAAGGCCGCUGCUGACAAGAGGAUCGCCGAUGAGGCCGACGCCUCCGCUGCUGCUACGGCCGACUGGCCUACUGGAGGAUAUAACACAUUUACCCCGCUCCUGUUUACUUUCAUGCAAUUUUUGAUCCAUGGUUUUGCUGCUGCACUGAAACCAGCCCCAUUUAUGGGAACAUACUUUAAGCGUUGGCAGACUAAAACCGUCUUAUGGCUCACGGCGAUGAAUGUGUUCUGGGUCGCCGGUGUUACUCCCACGGGAACGAUCACUCCUGAACAGGAGAAGGCGUUCAGGGAGGCCACCGCCGUCUUUGUUGGAUGUGUUCUGAGCGUGAUCGGAGAUAAGCUGGUUGAUGCAUACUUACAUAUAGUGAUUGAGUGUUGCCACCGAGCAUGCCGCCCAGACCUAGGGCUUGCCUUCUUCGGCCGCCUCCUCAAGACAGGCAUCCCGACGAACAUCAUUACCUACAGCAGCUUGUUCAAGUGCCUCUGUGACAUGAAGCGCACAGAGGAGGCUCUGAACGUGCUGCUCCAUAAGAUGCCCAACGACCUGCCUAAUGUCAUCUCCUACUCAGUGAUUCUCAAGAGCUUCUGCGACAAUGGGAGGAGCCAGCUUGCGCUUGAUCUGCUCCAGAUGAUGGCCAAAAAAGGCACUGACCACUCCCCCGACGUGAUGUCAUACAACAUGGUAAUUGAUGGCUUCUUUAAGGAGGGUGAAGUAAGCAAAGCAUGCGAUCUAUUCCAAGAAAUGAUACGACAGGGGAUUGUGCCUGCUGAGGUGACAUAUAGCUCCAUUAUCAAUGCGCUAUGCAAAGCAAGAGCAAUGGACAAGGCAGAGGUGGUUCUUCGAUCAAUGGUUCAUAAUGGUGCCCAACCAGAUGCUGUGACAUAUAAUAGCUUGAUCCAAGGAUAUUCAACUUUGGGACAGUUGAAAGAAGUCGCUAGGUUGUUGAAAGUGAUGAGAAGUCAAGGUGUUAUGCCAAGCGUUGUUACCUACAACUCACUCAUGACCUGCCUUUGCAAGCAUGGAAAAACCAAAGAAGCUGAGAAAAUAUUUUAUUCUAUGGCCGUGAACGGACGAAAACCUGAUGUCAUCUCAUACUCUAUUUUGCUCCAUGGGUACGCUAAAGAAGGAUCCCUCAUUGAUAUGAUUGAUCUCUGUGAGCGGAUGGCAAGAGAUGGAGUUGUACCCAACCUCCAUUGUUUCAACAUACUGAUUAAUGCAUAUGCUAAGCAUGGAAUGAUGGAUGUGGCCCUGCUUUUCUUCGAAGAUAUGUUGAAGCAGGGGGUGAAGCCUAGUGAAUUCACUUAUUUAACUGUGAUAUCUGCAUUUUGCAAGAUGGGCAGGAUGGAUGAUGCGAUGGAAAAAUUCCGUGAGAUGAUUGAUAUGGGAGUACCAGUUGACACAGAAGUUUACAUGUGCAUAGUUGAGGGUUAUUUUAAAAAUGGUGAUUCAGUGAAAGCCAAGGAUUUUAUUACCAAAAUGAAGAACAAGGAUAUUCCAAAUAGGCCGCAGAAGGGUAAUUAUUGA